AUGACCUCUAUAACUUAAAAGAUUAUAUCCAAAUUUGAUCCAAGACAAGUAAUCUAUCUAAAUCUAAUCUUUUUUAGUAUUAUCUAAGUGGAUGUAUUGAUAUAAUUGUUGUUUAAUAACAUAAUGGAUCCUUGAAAUCUACUCCAUUUCAUGUUAGAUUUGGAAAAUAUGAUGGUUAAGAUUAUUAAGUUGAUAUUAUUGUAAAUGGAAAAUUAACUAAUGUGAAAAUGAGAUUAGGAAAAGAAGGUUCAGCAUACUUUGAAAAAAGUACUUAUUCUUCCGGUUAUUAAUCUGAUGAUACAUUUUCUGAGAAAAAUUCGUAUAAUUACAAAUCUAAACAAUUUAGACUCUUUGAUGAAGCAUCAAACUUUAGAUAACCACAUCAUUAUAAAAAACCUGAUGAUUUAUUCAAUAGUGAUAAGAAAAAUAGUAAUUGGCUUCAAACUUUAAAAUUUUGGGGAAAAGGGUCUAAUUAAAAAAAAGAUGAUGGAGUUAAGAUUGAAACACAAAAUAACCUUAAAGAAUUUUAAUAAGUAGAUACGUCAUCUUUAGUAAUUUUAUUAUCAUCAUAUUAGGGAUUAUCAUAAAUAUAAUUACAAAAAUAAUUUCAAUAGUAAUAAUUAGAAAAACAUAUCUAAACAAUUGAUUUUGAGAAAGACAAUAUUACUUAUAGUGAUAGAGAGACCUUAUCUCCACGUUAAUCAGUUAUGGAACUCUCUCUUUGUGGUCAAUAUUAAAUUUUAUAAUAAAAUUUAACAUAAACUUAAAAAUUGCAACUAUUUGAAUAACACAAAAUUUCCUUUUCAAUAUUUGAGAAAGAUUCAAUUAAAAUAAUAAAUCAUAAAGAUCUCGUUUUUAAAAUAGGAGAUAAGUUCUUUAGUAGAGAGGCUGGAAUAAUAUAAUUAUUAGCUAAACAAGUCUAUAAUUAAGAUAUAGUUAUUGAUAGUUUAGAUUAAUAGAAGAAGUAGAAUACAUAAUAAUAAUAAUAAUAAUGGUAUAGUGUUCUCUUUGGUAAGAAGAAAGGAUCAGAUUAAAUUGAAUAAAAUAAUAAUACUUAAAGAUUAAAUACUAAUGACUAAAGUUAAAAAUAACAUCAAUAAUUUAAAUCUUAAGAUAGACUUAGAAAAAUGAGUGAGGAUACUGUUGAUACAUUUAGUACAACUUCAAUCUAAAAAAGAAGAAAAUCAUUAAGACCAAUACUUAAACCUCAUUCAUCAAUUUUAAAAUAAUUAGGAUUAUAAAAAGGUGAUAAUAAAAUUACAUACAGAUUAUGUAUACCUAAAAAGAAUGAUAUUGUUGAAUUACAUGGAACUAUUUACUUGUAUGAUUAAAAAACUAAAUUGGUCAUAUCAGAUAUUGAUGGAACAAUAACUAAAUCAGAUAUAUUAGGUUAAUUAAUGCCAAAAUUAGGAACUGAUUGGAAUCAUGAUGGAGUAGCUAAUCUUUAUUAAAAUAUACAAUCUAUGGGAUAUAAUAUUAUCUAUUUAACAGCAAGAGCAAUAGGUUAAGCAGAUCAAACUAAAGAUUUUAUUUAAAAUCUACAAUAACAAAAUACUAAAUUACCUAAAGGACCUGUAAUUUUGAGUCCUGAUAGUUUGUUUCCUGCAUUUAAGAGAGAAGUAAUCGACAGAACUCCUGAAUUAUUCAAAAUUACAGCAUUAAAAGAAAUAAGAAAUUUGUUUAUUGGAGAAAGUCCAUUUUAUUGUGGAUUUGGAAAUAGAAUAACAGUAUUUUAAUAUUUAUAUAUUAGGAUUCUACAGCUUAUUAAGCAGUUAAUGUAGAUAUAAGUCGAAUAUUCAUAAUAGAUCCUGAAAGCAAUAUUCAUAAAUAUAAUACUGAUGAAAUUACUACAUAUGUUGAGAUGAAUAAGAAUAUCCAUCUAUAUUUCCCUCCUGUUGAUGAAGAAGAGUAUUAAUCUUAAAAUUUCUGGAAGAUUCCUAUCAGUAACAAUGUUGAUAUAAAUUAUUCAUGA
Molecule: messenger RNA, 1972 nt
Organism: Paramecium pentaurelia
Lineage: Eukaryota; Ciliophora; Oligohymenophorea; Peniculida; Parameciidae
Source: the annotation of a GenBank genome assembly